AUGGUUCCCGCUCCAAACCCACCAGUAUGCGAUGAUACGAAAGCUACAAUAUUCGGCAACACACCAAAUCCCCAUCCUGUGGUGAUAUGUUUCCAUGGAUCCGGCGACUCAUGCGCCUCCUGGCUGCCACUGGCCCAUUCAUUGAGCGAUUCAUACCGUGUGUUGCUUUGGGAUCGCGGCGAGCCCAGCCAGAAGCCCAGCGUAGCAGUAGACGAAAUGGUAAAGUACUUGGAACAGGUACGCCUGCAGAUACCGCCCCCUUACGUGCUCGUAGCGCACUCCUACGGAGGCACCUUUGCCCGGACAUUCUUAGAAAAGAGACCAAGAGACGUGGCGGGAAUGGUGCUGGCGGAGACGGGCCAGGAGACCGCAUUGGACGCCAAGAUGGAGCGGCAGCAAUACAGGAGACAGGUUCUCGGUGACAAUCCACUCAGCGUUAUCCGGGCAAACACCUUGAUAAGAAAGUGGGCGCAGUACGAGCACGCUGUAAAUGCGGCCGAUAACGAUACCGAGAAGACAGCUCUCGAGGUUCAGAAACAGAUCCUCGACGUUACAGACAAGGAAGACGAGCGGCUCAAAAAGGCCCAGCUUGCACUAUCUCGCCAUCAUCGCUACCUGCAUGUGCCAGAUUGUGGACACAACGUCAUCCAAGACAGACCAGAGGUGGUAGCAGAUGAAAUACGAUGGGUCAUGAAGAACCUUGUUUCAACAGAAAAGAAGCCUGCGAACGUACUCCGUCGACUACUUUCUUUGAUCGGGAGUCGACGACAACCACAAUGA
Messenger RNA from Pestalotiopsis fici W106-1, 780 nucleotides. RefSeq lists its product as uncharacterized. The coding region runs from base 1 to 780 and encodes 259 amino acids. The record is from RefSeq and is a predicted model, not a curated record. The transcript has 2 exons. Lineage: Eukaryota; Fungi; Ascomycota; Sordariomycetes; Amphisphaeriales; Sporocadaceae.